This is a messenger RNA of Pipistrellus kuhlii (Kuhl's pipistrelle), 2632 nucleotides long. RefSeq names its product phospholipid scramblase 4 (gene PLSCR4). Gene Ontology annotation, cellular component: plasma membrane. NCBI's taxonomy places the organism in Eukaryota, Metazoa, Chordata, Mammalia, Chiroptera, Vespertilionidae. Bases 73 to 1059 code for a protein of 328 amino acids. Gene Ontology annotation, molecular function: phospholipid scramblase activity. Gene Ontology annotation, biological process: plasma membrane phospholipid scrambling. The transcript is spliced from 8 exons. The record is from RefSeq and is a predicted model, not a curated record.
UAAGUAGUAAUAGUAACUAUUUAUUAAAGUAUGAAAUGUUUUAUUUUUCAGGAUUAAUUGGAAUUCUUCAAAAUGCCAGGCAUAGUCCCCACAGCCCCUGAGCAACCUACAGAUGAAAUGGGAAACCAAUUAAAGUCACCUGAUCCAAGGCCUGAUGCCCCUCCAGACUAUAAUUCUCAUUUUGUACCAGGACCCCCUGGAGCAUCUGUUUUUCCACCUGCAGGCUACCCAAGAGGCUUGCCUAUGGGAUAUAAUCCACAGCAGCCCAGUGCCUUCUCGUAUUGCCAGCCAACUAGUAGUACCCAUCCUAUCCAGUACCAGCCUGGCAACUAUCCAGUGCCAAAUAAGCCUGCUUCAAUAAUAUGGAUGCCAGGGCCAACUCUUAUGGCAGACUGCCCUCCUGGUCUGGAAUACUUAAAACAGUUGGACAACAUACAUGUUCUUCAGCAUUUUGAACCUUUGGAAAUGAUAACACAUUUUGAAACUAAUAAUAAAUAUGAUAUUAAAAACAACCUGGACCAGAUGGUGUACAUUGUAACUGAAGACACGGACGACUUUACCAGGAAUGCUUACCGGACACUAAGGCCCUUUGUCCUCCGGGUCUCUGACUUUAUGGGCCGAGAAAUCAUGACAAUGCAGAGACCCUUCAGAUGCACCUGCUGUUGCUUCUGUUGUCCCUCCACCAGGCAAGAGCUAGAGGUGCAGUGUCCUCCUGGCAUCACCAUUGGCUUUGUUAUGGACCACUGGAACCUGUGCCGGGCGGUGUACAGCAUCCAAAAUGAGAAGAAAGAAAAUGUGUUGAGCGUCCGUGGGCCAUGCUCAACCUAUGGCUGUGGCUCAGAUUCUGUGUUUGAGGUCAAAGCCAUCGAUGGUGUCUCUAACAUCGGCAGUAUUAUUAGAAAGUGGAAUGGUUUAAUAUCAGCCAUGGGCCAUGCUGACCACUUUGACAUUCACUUCCCAUUAGACCUGGAUGUGAAGAUGAAAGCUAUGAUUUUUGGAGCUUGCUUCCUUAUUGACUUCAUGUACUUUGAAAGAUCACCACAACGUUCAUCAAGAUAGAUGGACAAAGAAAAUCAGCAUUUAUGGGUUUUUAAAAAGUUAGAAAAGUUGGAUUGGUCUUACAGUUAACCCUCAAUUAUUUGCUUUUGCAGAUUACUUUUAUUUCAUGUUAGCUCCAACAGGCAGCCUGAGAGUGUAAGAAUACAGUCUAAUGUGCAUUUAAGCUGAGAAUCUGUCUCGUUGUCUACUUGGUAUACUAUGAGUUCAUCCUGAAAAAGCUUUAACUCAUUAACCAAGUAAAUGUAGAUAUGAUGAGCUGAAAAACACUUUAACAUAAGACAGUGGAAAAUGAAUCUCAGAGUUCUCACAUUAAUAGGUAAUUGUCAUCAACAUAAUCUCUCACCAACAACAAAUUUGAUUCGAGGUGAAAAGAACAAUAUCCUUCAUCUUAAAAAAAAAGGAAGGCAGGCAGAAAUAUUUUAUUUUAUUGUACAAAGAACAUUUUAUCCGUGCACAUGUAUCAAUGCUUCAUUUUGCAAAAUUUAUAAAAGUUUCAAUGGAAAACUUGAUUUUAUUAUCAAAUAAAACAUUUUUAUCAUAAGGUUUAUGUUUUCCAUGCCUGUCCCCUUGUUCAUGGACAGUUAGGAACUGCCUUAUAUAUGAAAACAAGGUCAGACUAUCCGGGGAAAAAAAGGUGACCAGGGCCACAGCUACUCUAGAUUUCUUAGCAACUUAGAGAUAUCAGUGCCCUUAUAAAAAAGAUUAUAUUUAAUAUUUUUAACCUAUUUUGGUCACAGAUGCCUUUAUAUAUAAAAUAUUCUCAGCCAAAUUUCUAAGACUGCCUAUGGAAUCUUUGUAUCUCCUUUGAUGUAACAGAGGAGAUAACUUUUUUCUUUAAAGAAUAUUCCUGAUAAAAAAUGUGCUGUUUGAAAGGCAAGAGUUGGAGUUUUGUUUUCAAAUUUUAAAAUGUGACAGUCUGAGUAGCACUUUAUAAAAACAAGUACUAUACAUUUUGACACUGCUUACUAUUGUUUUGCUUCUUUUUAAUAGAUAAAUUUGUAUCUAUGCAAAGAUAAUAAAACAAUAAACAAAGGAUAAGUAUAUAAGAUCAAUAUAGUUAAAGUAUAAUUGUACUUAUUUGUUUUAACUAAUUAACAACAUGCUAUGUCAAUGACUACACUGUGAUAAAUCCACUUGCUUUUAUUGCACUUUAGCAGCCUAUCUGGACAUGUACUGUGUGUCUUUUUAACACAGCCAGUACAUACAGUACAUAGAAUGGAAUGUGUUCCUCUGCUUCUUAUUAAAAUAAUAAUAAUAAUAAUAAGCUGAGUGUUCUUAGGUUUGGUUAUUCUGAUAUUACGGUCUUUACCCACAAUUCUUAUUGAAGUGAAAGAAAGCUGCCUAAGUUUUUAAUUAUAUUCAUCUUUUCAUGGCAAAAAUUGUCUACUCAGUUUCUUGUAAUGUUCAUUUUUAUGCAUGACUGCUAGCUUUAAAAAAAAAUUGAAAAACUGCUGCUUUCUAAAAUACUAAUUACCUUGUAUUUGAAAAUGCAGUUGUACUCUUACACAUAUAUAUUGUUUCUUAUAAUAAUGUCUAACAUUUUCUAUAGAACAUAAAAUUGUAUUCAGAAAAU